Macrosiphum euphorbiae (potato aphid) is the source of this 1110-nucleotide messenger RNA. Lineage: Eukaryota; Metazoa; Arthropoda; Insecta; Hemiptera; Aphididae. The record is from the annotation of a GenBank genome assembly.
AUGUCUAAGAAAUUAUUUGCGAUCUUUAAUGUGAAUAACCCGCCUUCGUCGUCUUCUGUGGUCUCGGUUUGUACUAAUGUCAUAGACGAUAAUUACCCAAACGACACUUUAAGUAGUAGUCAAGGGAGUAUUGCUACAGUUGAAUCACUUGAACCUAUAAAAGUACCUGAACCUGAGACUUGUGAUCUAGGAACUUUACUGACAGGUCCAGCUCGUCCAGUACUUGAGUCGUAUCCAAAAACUAUUUUUGGGAAACAAAACCGUGGUUUUAAUUCCGUUUAUUAUUCAAGCUUUAGUUGGCUAGAAUAUAGUAUAAGACAUGAUGCUAUUUACUGUUUUUGCUGUCGCAAUUUUAGCAUAGCAAGUGAUUAUAAUGAUUCUACUUUUACGAGUAUUGGAUCCAACAACUGGAAAAAGUUAUCCGGGUCAAGAGGAAAAAAAGGAAAUAAACAGAGUAAACUGCACGGACAUUCCACUAGUAAACAGCAUUUAACUUGCAUGGCCAAAUGGGAAGCUUAUAUUUCAACUAUAACAACAGGAAGUGUCCACUCUCAAGUAGCAUCAAGCCACAAGCUUCUUGUAGAAAAAAAUGUCCAAUAUAUUAAAACUCUUGUUGAUAUAACAUUAUUUUUGAGCUGCCAAGGAUUAGCUUUUAGAGGACAUGAAGAAUCAAAACUCUCACUAAAUCAAGGAAAUUUUAAAGAAAUUUGCAGUUUGAUUGCAAAACAUUAUCCAGAAUUUGCAGAAAAGUUUCAAAAUACUACCAAUUACACUAGUCAUGCUGUGCAAGAUGAGUUGGCUAAUUUAUGUGCUGAAAACAUAAGACAUAAAAUUAUAAAAGAAAUUGAAGACACUAAAGUUUUUGGUAUAAUGUGUUUUAAGCAAGAACAAAUGUCUUUAUGUGUAAGGUAUACUGUUGGUCUUAAUAUUGUUGAACGAUUUCUGGGUUUUAUUGACGUUUCUGACAAACAAGAUGCUGAAUCCCUAAGUGCCCAUAUAUUUGCUUACCUUACUAAAAAUAACAUGGACACGUUUCAUGUUGUGGCACAAUCCUACGAUGGGGCAAAUGCAAUGUCUGGACUCUGGAAAGUUCAAUGGUGUUCAGGCUAA